This is a messenger RNA of Priceomyces carsonii, 1815 nucleotides long. RefSeq lists its product as uncharacterized. Bases 1 to 1815 code for a protein of 604 amino acids. The transcript has a single exon. Gene Ontology annotation, biological process: protein folding in endoplasmic reticulum. The record is from RefSeq and is a predicted model, not a curated record. NCBI's taxonomy places the organism in Eukaryota, Fungi, Ascomycota, Pichiomycetes, Serinales, Debaryomycetaceae. Gene Ontology annotation, cellular component: cytoplasm; membrane.
AUGAAACUAAGUCGAUAUUUGCAUUUCAUAAUAACCUGUGGCUUUGUGAAAGAAGCAAUUGGCGACUCGACGUUGGAAAACGAAGACCUAACUGUUGAUGAAAAUUGUGGUGUCAGUGGACAUUGUCAACCAAAGAUCUCCAGUAAUAUAUUUCAAACAAUAGAGGAAACUGAUACCAAUGCUGCAAUAGCAGACAGAUCCAUUCUGGUGCUGCCGUUUUCAUCACAGACUCAUCUACGCUCAAAGCAUACAAGCAGCAUUGAUUCACAUACUAAUAGCAUUAGUACGUACCAGGGUCAAAAUUCUAGCUCCACUUCUCUUGAGGUGCUUAAUGUCACAAACUCAAUAGGAGAUGUAGCCGUUUCCAAGAGUCCCAAUGCAACUCUUGAGGAAGAUUGUCAUUUCUUGUCCUUUGAGGAAUGGAAAAAACAAGUGAAAGUUGAAGCCAGCCAGAAACAGAAACUUGAUAAUGUUACAAUAUCAAAAAACGACUCAACUAAAAACCAAGGCUUAAUUAGCAAGAAAAAAGGCAUUGUAAUUAAAGAGAAAGAUGAGAAUAUCAAAGAAAAUGAAGAUCAUGGUAAAAUAUACAAGGAUAAAUUCAAUUUUGCAUCGGUCGAUUGUGCAGCUACCAUAGUCAAGACAAACUCUGAUGCCAAAGGCGCAUCUGCUAUUUUAUUCGAGAACAAGGAUUCUUACUUGCUAAACGAAUGUGCGUCUCCCAACAAAUUUGUUGUCAUUGAGCUAUGUCAGGAUAUUUUGGUAGACACGAUUGUAAUUGGAAACUUUGAAUUCUUCAGUUCAAUGUUUGAGCGACUUAGAUUCUCAGUAAGUGACAGAUUUCCCACGAAUAGCUGGAAUGUUUUAGGGGAAUUCAAAGCUCAAAAUGUAAGGGAUGUGCAGACUUUUAAGAUUGAAAAUCCGCUCAUAUGGGCCAGAUACUUGAAAUUAGAAAUAUUAAGUCACUAUGGAAAUGAAUUCUAUUGCCCGAUUUCAAUUGUUCGGGUGCAUGGUAAAACAAUGAUGCAAGAGUUUAAAGAAGGAGAAGAAUCCACUUCUACCCUUGAUGACCAGCCAGAGGAGCUACUGUUAGACUCUUCUUUACCGGAGAUUACCAACAACAACUUCUCCAACAAAUUAAUGGAUGAAUGCAGGGUGAUCAUGCCUCAUUUAGAGCUCUCAGAAUUUCUAAAGGAUAUCAACUCCACUUCUUACGAUUACUGUGAUGCUAAUAUCACAGAGCCGGAGAUUACCCAGAUUCCUGAAACGAAAACUAUCCAAGAAUCAAUUUAUAAGAAUAUCAUGAAAAGAUUGUCGUUGUUAGAGUCUAAUGCAAGUUUAUCAUUGCUCUACAUCGAAGAACAAAGCAAAUUAUUAUCAACCGCAUUCACAAAUUUAGAAAGGCGCCAAACAAAAAGUUUUGAUUCCUUACUUCUUUCAUUCAAUUCUACGAUAACAAAUCACUUGUUUAAUUUCAAGAAGUCAUAUUCAAUUUUACAGAAGGAAUAUCAUAGAUUAUUCAAGGCUCAGGAGUCGCAUCAUAGGGAUUCGCUCAAAGAAUCAAAUUAUAAACUCCUCUAUCUUGGAAGCGAGUUAAGAUUUCAGAAGAGAGUUUGCAUACUCAACACAAUAAUUAUGAUAUGCUUGCUUGUAUAUUUCAUUGUGAGCCGGGAUGUUUAUAUUGAAGAGAAUCUGAAUAUACCAAUUCGGCGCCAUAGAGCCCCUAGGUACUUGGUAGGAUUUUCUAAAAAAUUCAAAAGACCAAGAGCUCCCGUUCGAAACGGCGGCCACAGACGAAAAAAGAGGUUGCAUUAG